Exophiala bonariae is the source of this 1233-nucleotide messenger RNA. RefSeq lists its product as uncharacterized. Gene Ontology annotation, molecular function: DNA binding. The transcript has a single exon. Gene Ontology annotation, cellular component: nuclear origin of replication recognition complex. Gene Ontology annotation, biological process: DNA replication. The record is from RefSeq and is a predicted model, not a curated record. The coding region runs from base 1 to 1233 and encodes 410 amino acids. Lineage: Eukaryota; Fungi; Ascomycota; Eurotiomycetes; Chaetothyriales; Herpotrichiellaceae.
AUGCCUACCUCUUCUGCUAUUCAGCAGGCUUUGUCCUCUCAAUUGCCAACACAUGCAUCCAAACUGCCUAAACCACUGAUAUCACUCUGCGAAUCUCUGCUUGCAAGAUCAAGACAACGAGCAUCGAACCUGAAGCCCGAGGAAGAAAUUGCCCGCGCUUAUGCAUGCUGCGAAAUAGCCUGUAAGAGGCUUCGAGCCCAAUGUCGAUUGCCUGCAGUCAAGACAGGCGGCGCCCCUUGCAAGCCUGCAGUCUAUAAGAAGCUGGUGAUAUUUCUGGAAAGGGUCCUGGAUGAUGAAGCAAAUGCAGCAAACCCAACAACACCACAAAAGUCAGCUUCGAGGAAGAGAGCUGCCAAUGGGACGCUCAAAGAUGCCUUGAUGGAUGAGGCCCAUCAAAUCCAAACGCCAUCACGAAAACCGAGGGAAAAUAAUUUCAUAGGCAGAAUAAAAUCUAGCAAGACUUCAGACCUUGAAUCACAAGGGGAGGCACCGAGCUUUGUCAUGCCGUCAAUUCGAAGGCUGUGCAAGACUUUCUCGACACCGCUACUUGCGCCCCACGUUUACACCGGCACAUGUGUGGUCCUGAAGCUAUCGGGGCUUUGGCCACAGGAUAAUGAAGACGGCGCGGAUGAAACACUACAGAACUCCCGCAGAGGCACGACUCCCAACGAAGUCAUCACUGGACUACUGAUCGCCUUGUAUCUCAUGACACUUACCAAGAUGCAAACUGCGAAGAUGACCUCGACAGUCUACAAAUCGGCCUGCGCAAAGUCUGCAGAAGUGCUUGAGUACAAACCCGGUGCUGCGGGAGUGGAGGACUGGAUCAGAACCAUCAAUCGUGACCAGUACUGUCGAGGCCAGGACUGGUGGGAAAGUGUGCCGGACUCCGUCUUUGACUUCGACCCGGAAAACACCGCAGGGAGCGGGCAAGACCUAGAUGAUGAAGAUGAAGACGAGCUCUUGACGGCUCGGAGGAAGCGACGGAUAGCAUCUUCCACUCACCAGAAAGCUAGCGGCGGACAAUCAAAAACAGCUGAUACUCAAGCUGAUGACCCGGAUGGGGUGCUUUUACCCGGGCUGGCAACAAUGAUGCAAGACGCAUUUGACCUGCUGAGCGAUGAACGACAGCAUGAAUUCGACCUUUGGAAAAAGAGCUUCCUGCGUCGGUUGGAUAGACUAGACAAACAACCAGGCAAAGCCAGUGGUGGCGGUAAAGCUGUAGCUACCAAAUGA